Messenger RNA from Malus domestica (apple), 1974 nucleotides. Lineage: Eukaryota; Viridiplantae; Streptophyta; Magnoliopsida; Rosales; Rosaceae. The record is from RefSeq and is a predicted model, not a curated record.
AUGAGUCAAGCAGCCCGAAAGUCCAUUAUCCUCAAUUUUGAGUGCACCUUGCUUUUCUCUUCUUGGUGGGAAGACAAAUGGACUAAGAAGUAUGGAGGAGAUUUGAAAGAGACUCACGAUCGCCUUUUCAACCAACUUUCUCUUAAGUCAUACCCUAGCUCGGGCGAACUUGAAAAUUGGAAGGAAAUGAUUCAAGAGGAGAAUCGGUCACUUCUGAUAGGUACUUCUCUUUCAACUCGAUUUGGCUUCCCUUCUGAAGUCCUUCUAUCCUUACUUUUGCUGAAUUUUGCAGCUCCAGUGGAUGUUGAAUCGGAAGUCAUUGAAUCCGAAGAUGACUCUGCUGAUGCUGCAAUUCUUCAUGGAGCUGCCGCAGAAGCUGGGAGACGAGAAGCUGGGGAGGGUGCAGAUGUCUCAGAAUCCUUUGGGGAUUCAGGAGCUGAAGAAACACCUGAAGCUCUUAUCAAAGCAACUAAGAGAAAGAAAGCGGCGGUGACUAAGACUUCAGAUCCUGAUCCAGUACCUCUACCCAAAACCACCCGACCAAUUCUUACUAGAAAAAGUAAGAGAGCAAGAACUACCGCUCCUCCUAAGUUAUCAGCUCCAUCAGUUCUUGAGGCCGGCAGAAAGAAGCAACAAUCCUCAAGACCCCAAGCAUCUAAAAGACCAAUCCUUGCUUCUAAGGAGGAACCACUAAGAGCUGCAAUACUCAAAAAGGCCGAAGAUCUGCGAAAUACUGCCCUCAGAGAACUUGAGGCCGCAAGAAAGGAAAAGCUUUCUUCGCCCGAAGCCUCUCCACCAUUUGCCCGAGAGACAAGCCUACCUCCUUCUCAGGUCGACCCUGCAGAGCCUUCUCCAGUAUAUGGGCCACCCCCUUCAAUAGUGGUUACAGAUGAUGAACCCAUAGUCCAUGAGAUCCCUGUAGCUUCCGAGGUAGCAACCUCGCGGGUAUUUGCUUGCCCGACAGUUGAUAAACCUCCUUCUCCUCCUCAAGACCAAACUCAGGGCACUGGUACAGGUUCAGGUGCAGCUCAUCAUUCUCCUGCUGGUGGUGCUGGUGGUGAGGAACCUUCCCGCCAACCAAGAAUUAGUCCUCUUCCUGGUGAAACCCCAGGGCUGAGUCAGCAAGUUUCAAGAGAAACUUCUCCCCCCCAUUUGGUCCGCAAAUCAAAGCGCUCUCAUCCUCACUCUUCUGGAGGUACUGCGAUUCCCCCUUCUGGUAUUGAGCAGGUCGGGCAGGCAGAAAUUGCCCCCUCAAUGGGCAUUCCUUCAUUAGAGGAAGCUGCAGUGCAGGAUUCUCCUUCUUUCACACCUCCACGCCCUGCUAAGUUGCCCAGACUGUUCGAAGCACUUGGACGGCUUGAGACGCGGUUGAAAUCAUUAAGACAAUCUUCAGCUACCCCCAUUUCUUCAGAGCAAAAGCGAGUCCUUCAGGAAUGGGCAAGGAAGGACUUCACCGCUUCAUUCAGCCUUAGGGCUCUUUGUGAUUUGGAGAAGAUCAUAACUGAGUCUUUCAAAACCGGUCGGCUAUCAAAGUCUCAACAUGAUUCUUUUCUAUCCUUCUUUGAGAACUUGAGAGCCCUUAGGGAACAAUACCAGAGAGCGGACAGACAGGCUAAUCGGGCAAAAUGCUUCAUAGAGAAAGAAUCAAGCACCUCUGCCCAAAUUGAUCGGAGGAUGGCAGAAAGCUUACAAACAAAAGAAAGGGUUAGAGUUGUCACUUCUAAAAUCCAAGAGCUGGAGGAACAAUUGGUUGCCCUCAAAGCAGAACAAGCAACUCUUCUAGAUACCCUUGAAAAUCAAAUUGAGGGGGUGGAGAAGUCAAAUUCGGAGUUAGAGCAUGCCCGGUCUCAACUUGUGAAUAUCCAUACUGUUUUGGCCGAACCCAGUAGGAUAUUUACCAUUAUGCAAACAUAUCAUUCCCGAAUAAUCACCCUAUGUGAAGAUGUAAAUUUUUUAGAAUAUGAUGAUUUGUAA